UGGCAGACAAAAAAAACACGUAAAAAGAUAAUCUUUCAAGUAGUAUGAAUAAGAUAAUAUUUAUAAGACAAAUGGUUCUUGAUGUGAAAAGCUUAGGAUUUCUGAAGACAUGACAAGUUUUUAUCGCAAGCUUGUUCGAAAGAAGUUUAUAGACCCUGCUAACAUCACAGAGACCAAAUUAUCAAGAUGUUUGACUACUCUAGAUCUCACAGCUCUUGGUAUUGGCAGUACUCUGGGAGCAGGUAUUUAUGUAGUGGCCGGCCAGGUAGCCAAGGAGACAGCCGGUCCAGCGGUGAUUCUGUCCUUCCUCAUUGCAGCUUUAGCCUCAGUGUUAGCAGGUUUAUGCUAUGCUGAGUUUGGAGCCAGGGUUCCCAAAACUGGUUCAGCUUAUGUGUACAGUUAUAUAACUGUGGGAGAGUUUAUGGCAUUCAUCAUUGGAUGGAAUCUGAUACUAGAAUAUGUUAUAGGGACAGCCAGUGUAGCUAGGGCCUGGAGUGCCUACUUUGACUCUCUAAUCCACAAGGCUAUCCAGAACUUCUUCAGGGACAAUAUGCCUAUAGAUGUUGGGGGACUUUCUCCAUACCCAGACUUCUUUGCCUUUGGCAUCACCCUCUUGCUUACCUGUUUGUUAACACUGGGAGUAAAAGAAUCUUCCCGAUUUAACAAUAUCUUCACUGGUGUCAAUCUUCUAGUUGUGUUAUAUGUUGUUAUCUGUGGCCUAAUUAAGGCAGACAUCCAUAACUGGUCUCUACCUAGGCCAGAGCAUACCAACUCCACUGUUAAUUAUGGAGAUGGUGGAUUUUUUCCAUUCGGUUUCUCAGGAAUGAUGUCUGGAGCUGCCACUUGUUUUUAUGCCUUUGUAGGAUUUGAUUGCAUCGCUACAACAGGAGAGGAAGUCGAGAAUCCCCAGAGAGCUAUUCCCAUCAGUAUAGUUUUGGCUCUGCUAGGCUGUUUCCUGGCAUACUUUGGGGUAUCAGCAGCUAUUACCCUAAUGUGUCCUUACUACCUCCUAGACCAUGAUGCCCCACUUCCAGAAGUCUUCUCCAAAGUGGGCUGGAAUGUAGCUCGAUAUAUUAUAGCGGUGGGAGCUGUAUGUGGUCUGUCCACAAGUCUACUUGGUGCUAUGUUUCCAUUACCUCGUGUUAUCUAUGCCAUGGCCAGUGAUGGACUGCUUUUUCAGUUUCUUGGGGACAUUAGUGAAAGGUUCAAAACACCUGUAGCUGGCACUCUCCUCUCAGGGCUGUUUGCAGGAGUCAUGGCAAUGAUGUUUGACCUUAAAGAACUGGUUGACAUGAUGUCCAUUGGAACCUUGCUAGCAUACACACUUGUUGCUGUUAGUGUCUUACUGUUAAGAUACAAGGUGUAUUCCUUUGACCCUCGUGAUUCAGGAGACAGAGAUUCAUUACUUGUUAAUGAUGAAGUGAAUCCAGUGGGAUAUUUCCAGGAAAUGUUCAACCAUAGACUGAAAUCCCCAACUCACCUAACGGAAACUGUAUCAUUCUGGAAUAUCACUUUUAUAUGUAUACUGAUCAUUGCGGAGUCACUGAUACUCAUCUUUCUAGAAGAUUCUAUAUCUUCCGGGGAAUGGUGGUCUAUUACUAUAGCUAGUGUUAUUUGUCUUCUCAUAUUUAUCCUUGUGUAUUCAACAUGGCUCCAACCUCAAAAUCAGGAUUUAAUCAGCUUUAAGGUACCUCUUUUACCAUUUCUUCCUGUGAUUAGUAUUUUUGUUAAUGUUUACCUGAUGUUGAAGCUGUCCACUGCUACAUGGAUCAGGUUUGGAGUGUGGAUGCUAGUUGGUAGGAAGAAAAAAUCCAUGAUGCAGGAGAAGUCAGUCACAGUUUGGAACAUCCAGAGGAAAGCAUGUUUGGGAGCCCUCUUUUUCGUGUACGUCUUGCUGUCCGUACCCUGUAUCAUAGAUCUCGUGCACUACCUGAUAUCCAGCAAGGAACUAGAAGAGACUAUGCAUAUAUUGGAAGAAACAGUGACGUUGCACUCCUCAACAACACGGGUGAUUCAAGGUUUUCACUGUUUGUUUAUGAAUAUAGACUGUGAAACUCGAAUGUUGCGUCUUCUUUCCCAAAGUAGACACAGGUGUCUAAAUGAAGAUCACUUUUUUGAAGUAAUCACUGCAAUUGUAAAGUCAAGUCCGCAAAACAGCAGCUUUUAUCCCUCUACAAAUGGGUCUACCCAAAGUGCCUUUUCAUCCUUUCCAUGUGCUGAAACAACAUUCCAGAACUUGCAUACUGCAGCUCUUCCAAAGAUUGGUUCUCUAGUGGUCCAGUCUUUAAAAUACAUACGUUCUUCUUACGCUGCUUUUGAUGUUUUGGUUAAACUCUACUGGAACUGUUUUUCCAAUGAACACACUGACAUGCAUCAUUUCCUCCAUGAGGUUAAUUAUGUAAAAGGGCACCUGUUGUCGUUCUUUUUAAAGGAAAAGUCACACGUUUCAAUAAAACAAUUGGAUAUUCUGUUGAUAGAGAGGUUCAGACUUUCAGCAAAUGGAUCAUCCGACUUGUGUUCAACAGCAAUGCUUCAAGAAUAUUUGUCAACUGUUAAUGAAAUAAACGACAUAUCAAGUCAGCACUUGCAACGCUUGCUAUGGUUUACUCAGUCCGAGUAUAAAUGGUCAAUAAUUGUCCAGUCUAUGUACAUUUUUGUCCUCUUAAGCCUACCGUUCAUCUGUUGUUGGCAUUUUGUCGAAUACUGGCGUCGGCUCGUGCUUGUCCAUAAAUUAUCACAAAGAUACAACAUGGUGACAGAUCAACUGAUGAAGGAAAAAAUGGAGUUUAAGUCCAUACUCAGUGAGGUCAUUCCAAGGUCGAAUUUUGGCGAAGUUGUCUCAGAAGGAUCCAGGAUGUCUUUGAUGUCUUCAGCGUUUAGACCAGACUCUCAGUGCGAGCCAGCACAGGUAUCUUUUUCAGAUACUGAACUGUCCGAUGGUGGCGAUGACACGGAUCGACCAAUUCGGAACUCGAGGAUAUCGUCGGUAAAUCGGUUCAAACAGAAGAGUGUACCGAUGGGAACGAUUCACGAGACAUACAGCAUCUACGACAAGAUAACAAAGAAACUGUCCAGUAGGAGAUCCAAUCCGUCCGUGUCAAACGAAGUAACGAUUUUUCGUUCAGACAUUGUUGGAUUUUCCCGAAUAAUGAAAUAUUUCACUGCAUCUGAAAUGGUGAAUCUGGUGUCCUACCUGAUGAAGUUGUUUGAUGAGCGGAUACAGCUGUAUGAUGUGUUUGUUCUGGGGAGAGAGGCGGACUCUUUCACGGUUAUCUCUGGUAUAUCAUCGGCACAGACAACUCGCCACGCUUCAGAAAUUGUGAACAUGGCACUAGAUUUGAUGUCAAUCAGUAGCGAUUUAGAAUUCCAGACAGGCCCCGAGACAAAAUUGAGGCUCCGUAUGGGAAUUCACACUGGUAUUGCCUACAGUAGACAGGUUGGUUUUCCAAGACCGCGGUACAAUAUUUGCGGAGAUAUUUUAGGAGUUGCCAAGAAGAUUGUUCAAAAUGCGCAGCCCAAUCAAAUUCAAGUCAGCGAAACAACAUAUCAACUACUGUGUCGACAUGUUGCAUACAAUCUAGGAAAGAGUGGUCAUGUCACAACCGAGGCAAAUAAGAAUAUCAAAGUUUAUACUCUGAACGGACGUCGAGUGUCGGAGGAUGUGACGGCUAGAGACUGUCCAGGGAAAAGGACCGCAUGGAUUCCUAUACAACUGGAGCAGAAAGCACUGUACAGAUUUGAGGCUGAGGAGAAUCGAUAUCUGGCACCGUUGAAUUGGAUGAUGCCGAGUUGUUCCUACUCCAUGGCAUCUGGAUCUACAUCCCCCAGUAUCUCCAACACAAGGUGUGCCUCACGUCAGAGCAGUUCCAGUCGCCCCCUCCGGAUAUCAACACAGGAGUCUUAUAGAGGGCCAUGGGAUUCCAAGCAUGGCAGUGCCAAUCUAGACUUGUAUCAAAGUUAGCAGAAAUGUCUCAGAAAGCAUUGGCU
Saccostrea echinata is the source of this 3987-nucleotide messenger RNA. RefSeq lists its product as uncharacterized. Gene Ontology annotation, cellular component: plasma membrane. Bases 110 to 3961 code for a protein of 1283 amino acids. The record is from RefSeq and is a predicted model, not a curated record. The transcript is spliced from 21 exons. NCBI's taxonomy places the organism in Eukaryota, Metazoa, Mollusca, Bivalvia, Ostreida, Ostreidae. Gene Ontology annotation, molecular function: amino acid transmembrane transporter activity. Gene Ontology annotation, biological process: amino acid transport; cyclic nucleotide biosynthetic process; transmembrane transport.